Meloidogyne enterolobii is the source of this 2370-nucleotide messenger RNA. Lineage: Eukaryota; Metazoa; Nematoda; Chromadorea; Rhabditida; Meloidogynidae. The record is from the annotation of a GenBank genome assembly.
AUGGCAUUGGUAAAUGGUUUAUAUGUUGUUCAGGGAGAGGCAAAUGCUGUACUAGCUCUUUUACGUAAAUUCAGAAGAUCACAAACAAGACAACAACUUCCUUUAUUGGAUGAACACAAUCCUUUAUUGAGGAAUUUUGCUGAUUUAAGAGAUGUUUUGAAUAAGGUUAACGACCUCAGUGAAAUCCAAUUUGACACAUUUAUCAGCCCAUUCCUUGAAGUUAUAAAAUCAGAUGCUACUGACGGGCCCAUAACUGCUAGAGCACUUUCUGCAAUUGAAAAAUUUAUUUCUUAUGGUUUAUUAUCUUUCAGCAAUAUAAGAAUAGCUGGUGCUGUUCAGUCAAUUUCUGACGCUGUGACUAAAGCUAAAUUUAUUGGUACUUCAAAGGCUGGAAUUGAUGAGUGUGUUCUUUUUCAGAUUUUACAGACCCUCCGUUCCUUGGUUUUAUCUCCGGGAGGUCGACAUCUAAGCAAUGCAACAGUUUGCGAAAUUCUUCAAUGUUGUUUUCGUAUCGGCCUUGAGCAGUUAUUGCCUGAACUUUUACGUGUUGCUGCAGAAAGUGCUUUGGCAGAUAUGUGUAGACAUUUAUUUGCUGCAAUGCCAACAUUUGAACAAGAUAUAAGAAUGGGACUAAAAGAACUUAUGAGAUUUUUAAUUGCUCUUUGUAAUCCACAUGAUCGCACAAAUCUUCCUCAAAUGAUCCUUAUGGGACUUCACCUCUUAACUGUUGCAUUCGAAACUGGAAAUGAAUUUUUUAGAGAAAAUGAUUCAAUUCUGCCGUUAUUAGAAGAUGAAUUGUCACAUACCCUUUUACAAUUAUUGGGAACACAAAAAUUAAAAAUAUUUGCUGCUACUAAUAGAGUGUGUUUUUUGUUAUUUGAAACUCUUAGACCACAUUUAAAAUUCCAAAUGGAAGCUUAUUUUAUUAAAUUGUCACAAAUAAUUUCUUCAAAUGCCUACCCUACUCAAUUACAACAGCAAAAAAUAAUUGAACAACAAAAUGGAGGUGGAAGAACAACAAAUAAUAACAAUAUUACUAGCAGUUAUGAACUUAGAGAAUUGGCAUUAGAAGCGCUUGUUGACAUGUGGAGAUUGCCUAAUUUAGUCUCUGAGCUUUACCUCAAUUAUGAUUGUUCACUUUAUUGCUCGAAUUUAUUUGAAGAUUUGGUCCGAAAUCUACUGGAAAAUGCUUUCCCUAGUGGACCACUCCUUUCAACACACAUCCUCUCCGUUGACACAGUCCUCAUUGUUGUUGACUUUAUUGAACGUAAUUGUACUGCACGGCAACAACAACAAAGAAGCAUUGCAUUGGCGAGAAGUUUAGAUGGAUUAAGUACUGAUGAAUUUGCGGGAAAGAUUGGGAGUGAAUCAAAAGGAGAUUAUAACGAGACGGCCGCCUCAGCAAUUACAUGUCACAUAUCCAAUCAACCCGAAUCAACUAAUCAAUUAUCUCCACCAACACUGGCAGAAUUAAUCAGUGUGAAAAAGCAAAAACGUCUAAUGACUGAAGGCACUGAUUUAUUCAACAGACAUUCCCCACAAAAAGGAGUUGAAUUUCUUUGUGAUAAGGGAUUGCUGAAAAAUCCAAUGGAUCCAAAGGAUGUUGUUAAUUGGUUGCGUCAAAAUCCAAAAUUAGAAAAAUGUAAAAUUGCCGAGUAUAUUUGUCAUAGAAAGAGACCAGAAGUUCUUCGUGCCUUUGUUGAAUCUUUUGAAUUUCAUGGCCUUAGAUUAGAUUUGGCAUUGAGACAAUUUCUUGAAACUUUCCGUCUGCCUGGUGAUGCUGCAGAAAUUGAUAAAAUCAUCAAUCAUUUUUCUGAACACUGGCAUAAUUCAAAUAACCAACCAUUUGAACAUGUGGAUGCCGCCUAUACACUUGCCUAUGCAAUAUUAAUGUUGAACACAGACCAACAUAACCCUCAAGUACGGCGAAAUCAGACAUUAAUGAGUGUGGAAGAUUUCAAACGCAAUUUGUCUGGAACUAACCAUGGGAAGGACUUUGACCAAGAAAUGCUGGAACAAAUCUACAAUGCUAUAAAAAGUGAAGAAAUUGUAAUGCCUGCUGAACAAGUAGGUCAAGUACGCGAGAAUUAUCUUUGGCGUGUUUUGAUGCGACGCAGUCAUACUUCUGAAGGUCAUUAUUGGCAAAUGUCAAGUGUACAAAGUUGGAAUGAUCGAGAUUUAUUCUGCGUUUUAUGGGGACCUUUAACUGCUUCAUUGCAUUAUGUUAUGAACAAAACCGCAGAUGAUACAAUUCUUACGAAAUGUAUGGGUGGUUAUAGAAAAUGUGCCUCAAUAGCUGCCCAUUUUGGAAUGACUGAUGUAUUUGAUACACUAAUAAUUCAUUUAUGUAAAACUGCUAUAUCUGUUUGA